Molecule: messenger RNA, 738 nt
Organism: Suillus subaureus
Lineage: Eukaryota; Fungi; Basidiomycota; Agaricomycetes; Boletales; Suillaceae
Exons: 6
Coding region: 1-738 (245 amino acids)
Source: RefSeq, a predicted model, not a curated record
AUGCCUUGCUGCUGCCCAGAAUUCAGCAAUGGCAAAGAUCCUUGGGAGGCUGCUGGGACCAGUUGGUCUAAACCUGAGAACCACCACCUUACAGACUCAUUACUCACUCUCAUUAAGGAGAGUAACACCUAUCACAAGGCAUUCAGAUUUGUGCUGCUUGGUAGUGGCAAGGUUGCUUCAACUGGAGACUGGCCUGCAAAUCUUUACUGGCAAUUGGCUACAGCCCUUUUUCUCAAUCGCAAGGACUCGCCAUGGAAGAAUGUAGACCUCAGUGACCUUGCAGAAACUGUCAAGAACUGCAUAAUGAAUGGGCUAUGCAAGGCAUUCAUAAAGCACCAUGAUUCAAUGUCACAGACUGACCAAGUCAAGAAAAGGUUUCCAUGGUAUAAACAGAUGAAUGCCUUGUAUUGCGAGAGUCCUGCUGUGGACUGCUCCACUGUGUCUAACAGUGCAUCUCAGCUUGAUCUAACCAUCCUCAACUGCUCUCAGACUAUAGAUGAUGAUGAUGAGAUACCAAUCAAGUGGGCUUGCUCACCAACUCCUGAGUAUACCAAGGAUGACGACAAAUCAAGCACCAUCUUCUGUCCAUCAUGCAAGUGGCCAGGAGCAAAAGUUGAUGCACAGCCAUAUCGAGGACCUUACCACCUCCCUCAGCGAGUCAAGGGUGAAAGUUGCUUGAGUGCAGGAGCAAGAGCAUACUCUGCAGAUCCAGGCAAAGGAAGAUCAAAAAAAGGCUGA